Messenger RNA from Clonostachys solani, 1713 nucleotides. Lineage: Eukaryota; Fungi; Ascomycota; Sordariomycetes; Hypocreales; Bionectriaceae. The record is from the annotation of a GenBank genome assembly.
AUGAAAUACGUUCUAGUUUCGGGAGGUGUCAUCUCCGGUGUUGGCAAGGGCAUCAUCGCCUCCAGCACUGGUCUUCUCCUCAAGUCCAUUGGUCUCACAGUUACGAGCAUCAAAAUCGAUCCAUACAUCAAUAUCGAUGCUGGAACCAUGUCUCCCAUCGAACAUGGUGAGGUCUACGUAACAGAUGAAAUGGAUCUUGAUCUUGGAAACUACGAAAGAUACCUCCUCACCACACUCACCAGAGACCACAACAUCACGACCGGAAAGAUUUACCAACAUGUCAUUGAGCGUGAACGUAUUGGAAAGUAUCUAGGAAAGACGGUCCAAGUUGUUCCUCAUAUCACCAACGCCAUUCAAGAUUGGAUUGAGAGGGUUGCCAAAAUUCCAGUUGACGAGUCUGGCCGUGAGCCCGACGUUUGUAUCAUUGAGUUGGGUGGUACUGUUGGAGAUAUCGAGAGUGCUCCGUUUAUUCACGCCGUCAGUCAGCUUCAAAGACGUGCUGGCAAGUCGAAUUAUGCACAGAUCCACGUAUCAUACGUUCCAGUUAUACCGCCGGGACCUGGUGGUGAGCAAAAGACCAAGCCCACCCAGAGGGCUGUAGGCGACGUCCGAAGCGCUGGCCUCAACCCAGACCUGAUUGCCUGUCGCUGCGAGCAGCCGCUUUCCGAGAUCACCAUCGAGAAGAUCGCCAACAUGUGCCAGAUGGAGCGAAAGCAGGUCAUUGCUGUGCACAACGUAUCGACAACAUACCACGUCCCGCUACUCCUCGAGAAGCAGAAGCUCGUGAACACUCUCAUCGACCUCCUCGAUCUUGGGGCUGUGCACAAACCGACCGAAACAGUUGCCAGGGGCGCCGAGAUGUGGAAAACCUGGAUUGAAUUGACUCGCGGCCAGGACAAUAUGCACGACACGGUGUCGAUUGCUCUUGUUGGCAAAUACACAUCGCUUCACGACGCUUAUACGAGUCUUUCGAAGUCCUUCGAGCAUUCUGCCAUGUACUGCCGCAAGAAGCUUAAGGUGAUCUGGGUUGAUUCAGGACAUCUCGAGGACGAAACUUUGGAGGUCUCUCCUGCACAGUUCCAUAAGGCUUGGCACGACGUCUGCACUGCUGACGGUGUAUGCGUCCCUGGCGGGUUUGGUGUCCGAUCUACCGUGGGCAUGAUGAAGGCAAUUACAUGGGCGCGUACCAAGAAAAUUCCCUUUUUGGGCAUCUGUCUCGGCAUGCAGCUUGCCGUUCUUGAAUAUGCUCGCAAUGUCACAGGAAUCGAGGAUGCAGGAAGUGAAGAACUGCACCCAGAGGCUAAGAACCACGCCAUCGUUUACAUGCCAGAUGUCGACAAGUCGAAGCUGGGUGGAACAAUGCGUCUAGGAAAGCACCCCUGUAUCUUCCAGGAGGGUACUGAGUGGUCCAAACUGCGGGCUCUGUACGGAUCUGCACCCCAGAUUCUGGAGCGCCACCGACACCGAUAUGAGGUCAACCCAGCCAUGGUUGAACAGAUCGAGUCGUCUGGGCUCUCUUUUGUGGGCAAAGACACCAAGGGUGAGCGUAUGGAGAUCAUCGAGAUCAAGGACCACCCCUGGUUUGUCGGAGUUCAGUUCCAUCCAGAAUACUUGAGCCGAGUUCUGUCGUGCAGCCGGACGGUCCUGGGAUUCUUCGCUGCCUCUGCAGGCUGCCUUGAUGAGGUUACGGAAAAAAUAAGCAAAGAGGAAUAG